Molecule: messenger RNA, 1467 nt
Organism: Dermatophagoides farinae (American house dust mite)
Lineage: Eukaryota; Metazoa; Arthropoda; Arachnida; Sarcoptiformes; Pyroglyphidae
Product: guanylate kinase
Biological process (GO): purine nucleotide metabolic process
Cellular component (GO): cytosol
Molecular function (GO): GMP kinase activity
Source: RefSeq, a predicted model, not a curated record
AAACAAAACAAAACAAAAAAACACUGAAAAUGUUGUCCGUUGGAACACCGAAUGAAAAAUUAUAUAAACGAUUAUUAUCGUCGAAUAAUAAUAAUAAUAAUAAUGGUUCAAUUCCAUUGGUUAAAAAACAAAAUUCAACACCAUCAACAAUAUUGACAACGAAUAAUAAUAAUAAUCUUGAUGAUUUGAUUAAAAUAAAACCAUCAUUAAAUUGUGGUAUCGAUGUUAAAAAUCAUGUAAUUAAUCUUUUUACAUCGUCCACAUCGACAGCUUAUAAUAUUCGUACAACAUGGAAUACAAUUGGUCAAUUGGUUACAGUACCAGCACCAUUGGUUAUUGCUGGACCAUCCGGUAGCGGUAAAAGUACAUUAUUAAAACGAUUGAUGAAUGAAUUCCAGGAUUGUUUUGGUUUCAGUAUUUCACAUACAACAAGAAAACCUCGUAAAGGUGAACAAAAUGGACGUGAAUAUUUUUUCAUUAAUCCAGAAACAUUUGAACAAAGUAUUCAAAAUGAUGAAUUUAUUGAAUAUACUCGUUUUUCUAACAAUUAUUAUGGUACAAGUAAAAAAGCUGUAAAAGAUGUACAGAAUUCUGGUAAAAUCUGUAUACUUGAUGUUGAAAUUGAUGGUGUAAGAAAUUUGAAAAAGACCGAUCUAAAUCCACGAUUUGUAUUUAUAAAGCCACCAAGUUUGGAAAUUUUGGAACAACGUUUACGUAGUCGUGGCACAGAAACAGAAGAAUCUAUUCAACAACGUUUAACACGUGCAUUAGAAGAAUUAAAAUUUGGUGAAAUUGAAGGAAUGUUUGAUCUAAUCAUUACAAAUGAUGAUAUUGAAAAAGCCUAUAGUAUUCUACGACAAUUUAUUGUUAAUGAGGUUGAAGCAUUGAAAAAAUCUCGUGGAAUGUAAUUGGAAAAAAAUAAUGAAAAGAAAAUCAAAAAAAACAUCAUCAAAGAAAGAUGAAGAUAAAAAUUAUCAACUACAUUUCAACUUUGAUGUUCCGGUUUCAUCCGUAUUUUUUUUUUUUAUUCGAAUAGUUCUCUUUCUUUCGUUCUUUUCGUAACAUUCAACAAAUAGGCAAACAACAUCGGAAAAAAAUAUUUGUUUAGUAUUUGUCCACAACAAAUUCGUAAAUCAACAUUUUCUUAUUUCGAUAUAACAAGAAUUUUUAUAUAUCGCACACACACACACACACACACACCAGAAAGAGAGAAAGACACAUACACGUUUGAAAUCCCACCAGUCUUUUUUUUUUGCUUUUAUUUGUAUCUUUUUUUUUACUUUUUUUGUAUCUUUUUUUUUGUUUGUUUUUAAUUUUUAACUUUUUAUUUUCAUUCUUUGAUUUUACACCUUGCACACACACACACACACACACACAUCGAUCAUGAGUGAAAACAUUGCAUUUUUAUCAGACAAAUAUCAAAUAUUUACAAUUGAAAACUGAAUGAAUAAUAAUAAUAAUAAAAAU